Messenger RNA from Aspergillus chevalieri, 1224 nucleotides. RefSeq lists its product as uncharacterized. The record is from RefSeq and is a predicted model, not a curated record. Gene Ontology annotation, molecular function: nucleic acid binding; zinc ion binding. NCBI's taxonomy places the organism in Eukaryota, Fungi, Ascomycota, Eurotiomycetes, Eurotiales, Aspergillaceae. Bases 1 to 1224 code for a protein of 407 amino acids. The transcript has a single exon.
AUGGCGGACCCACCCGCGGGGCCUCCCGAGGCCACGCCCACAAACACCCAGGAAACCACCAAUUUCUCAGUCGAGGAUUUCCAGCCUAGGGUGACCAAUAUCCCAACGCGAGUCACAAGAAAGAGAGGACGACUCAACGAGAGCUAUGCUUCUGAAGAGGGCACCGGCCGGAUCACCACCAGGGAGGUGUGGAAGCUUAUCGACGACCUGAAGGACAUCAUCCACCACCAAACCGCACUCAUCGAAUCUACCAAAGCCGAGCUACAGGAGGUCAAACACGACCAAAACGUCUUUCACGAACAGAACCAGAAACUCCAUGAAGAAGUCAAAGCCUUGAGUGCACAACUUGAUACUUCCCCACCGGCGCCCUCGGCUAGAUCGUGGGCUGCCGUAGCAGCCAGCUCGGGCAAUGCGAACCCUCAGCCGAGCUACCAACGCCCUGACAAGGACCAGAAGUGCGUUCGGAUCAGCACCCAGCGGUCAUUCGUAGAUCCAGAGGACAACCAGGCCAACGAUGGGAACGCCUUUGGCCGAUACCUCCCCACCGACUCUGCAAACUCCUACAUUCGUACAGCCCUGUUGAGUGCACCAGCUACGCAAGAUGCACAGGUCGCCGGGAUUGGCACCACUAAAACCGGAUAUGUGAUUCGCUUUAAGAACCAAACGUCAGCAGAGGCUGCUCGAAACAACACUGAAUGGUUGAACGAACUAGGAAACAACACAAAACUGGUAAAGCCAAGGUUCGGCGUCGUCGUACACCGUACCCCAACAGAAGACUUCGAUUUGGAAAAUGCCAAUACGGAAGCUAUCACGAAGAUUAUGGAAGAAAACGACCUAGCAGAGCAGGGAUUUCAAAUCGAAGAGUUGGCUUGGCUCAAGCGGAAGGACAAAGUGCUAGGGAAAUUCGCAUCGCUCGGCAUCUGGUUUGACUCGGCAGAGGGAGCCGAAUACAUCCUCAAUAACGGCCUCCUUGUUGGCCAAAGACAGAUCGGCAGCGUUGAACGCCGUGAAAUCAAGAAAAAGAGAUGCUUCCGGUGCCAACGUUUCGGACACCUGGCAUGGUCGUGCAAGGAGACACCACGCUGCGGCCACUGUGCCGGCCAACACCUUCGUGAACACUGCCCAUCCGGCGUACGGCCGCGAUGCCUUGACUGCAGCGGUGAGCAUCCAACCGGCGAUCAUCAGUGCCUGACCCCCGCAACUUUCAACCCCUCGCAAUGUUAG